UCUCUCUUUCUCUCUCUCUCUCUCUCUCUCUCUCUCUACCAUUUGCGUUUUCCGCCAUAGCUCCUCUGCAACAAGAAAUGGAUGCGCAGGACGUGAAAUCGAACGUGGUUCUCAUCCUAGACUUCGGUUCUCAGUACACACAUCUCAUCACCCGAAGAAUCCGCGCCCUAAACGUCUUCUCCCUCUGCGUCAACGGCACCUCCUCCCUCAAAUCAAUCACCGAUCUCAACCCCCGCGUCAUCAUCCUCUCCGGCGGCCCCCACAGCGUCCACGCUCCCGACGCGCCGUGCUUCCCGCCCGGUUUCAUCGAGUACGUGGAGGCGAACAAGGUCCACGUUUUGGGCAUCUGCUAUGGGCUGCAGCUUCUCGUGCAGCAGCUCGGCGGCGAAGUUAGGGUUGGGGAGAAGCAGGAGUACGGUAGGAUGGAGAUUGCCGUUGAGAAGUCCGCCGGAUUGUUUGGUUAUAAGAACGUCGGCGACUGGCAGACCGUCUGGAUGAGCCACGGCGACGAGGCGGUGAAGUUGCCGGAGGGGUUUGAAAUUGUGGCGAGGAGUAAGCAGGGAAUCGUGGCUGCGGUGGAGAAUCCAACCAAGAGGCUUUAUGGAUUGCAGUACCACCCCGAGGUAACACAUUCACCGGAAGGAAUGGAAACACUAAAAUAUUUCCUCUUUGACAUAUGUGGAAUUACCGCUGGGUGGAAAAUGCAAGAUGUUCUAGACGAAGAAUUGAAAGUUAUUACAAACACAGUCGGACCAACAGACCACGUCAUAUGUGCGUUGUCUGGUGGCGUUGACUCCACAGUUGCAGCUACCCUUGUCCACAAGGCAAUUGGAGAUAGGCUUCAUUGCGUCUUUGUCGACAAUGGAUUAUUAAGGUGGCAGGAGAGGGAGAGAGUGAUGCAGACGUUCGAGAGCGAUCUUCAUUUACCAGUUACUUGUGUCGAUGCUGUGGAUCAAUUCUUGAGCAAGCUAAAGGGUGUUACCGAACCUGAAAAGAAACGAAAAAUAAUCGGAAACGAAUUCAUCAAUAUUUUCGAUGCAUUCGCUCACGAUUUAGAGCAGAAAUUGGGAACAAAGCCUGCUUAUUUAGUUCAAGGAACAUUGUACCCCGAUGUGAUUGAAUCAUGCCCGCCACCUGGCAGUGGAAGGACACACUCCCACACGAUUAAAAGUCAUCAUAAUGUGGGAGGGCUCCCAAAGGACAUGAAAUUGAAGCUUAUCGAACCACUUAAACUUCUGUUUAAAGACGAGGUUCGUGAACUGGGAAAAAUCAUGGGAGUUCCACCGGCUUUCUUGAAACGCCACCCUUUUCCUGGGCCUGGCCUUGCUGUACGUGUACCUGGUGAUGUCACUUUAGAAAAUCGCUUGGAUAUUCUACGAAGGGCGGAUGAGAUUUUCAUUCAAGCUAUCAAAGAUGCUGGAAUAUACGACGCCAUAUGGCAAGCUUUUGCUGUGUUUAUGCCAGUACUAACCGUUGGAGUUCAAGGCGAUCAAAGAACACACAGUUACGCCAUUACGCUUAGAGCUGUCACGAGCCAAGAUGGAAUGACUGCAGAUUGGUAUUACUUUGAUCACAAGUUUCUUGCUGAUCUGUCAACGAAGAUUUGCAAUGAAGUCCCUGGUGUAAACCGAGUUCUUCUUGACAUCACUUCAAAACCUCCGUCCACAAUUGAAUGGGAGUAAGUUUAGGUCUAAAUCUCGACGAGUUACGAUUAGGCCCUUAUGAAUAUAUAGGUUGCAUUCCCUAUUUUUUUCUUAUGAUAGUGAGUUUUAAGAUUUUUCAUCAAGUCUUGAAAUGAGUAUUUAUGUACUCUCAAGGAUUUAAGUACUUUGAUCUCACAAGUUAGUUUAUUAUUUGUUCAAUUGUAAUGUUAUUUGAAUCAGAUUAUUUUUUAUGAUGAGAUUUUGAUUGAGCAAU
Molecule: messenger RNA, 1917 nt
Organism: Erythranthe guttata (spotted monkey flower)
Lineage: Eukaryota; Viridiplantae; Streptophyta; Magnoliopsida; Lamiales; Phrymaceae
Source: RefSeq, a predicted model, not a curated record